Molecule: messenger RNA, 4269 nt
Organism: Microtus oregoni (creeping vole)
Lineage: Eukaryota; Metazoa; Chordata; Mammalia; Rodentia; Cricetidae
Gene: Vti1a
Product: vesicle transport through interaction with t-SNAREs 1A
Exons: 9
Coding region: 418-1002 (194 amino acids)
Biological process (GO): vesicle fusion with Golgi apparatus; intra-Golgi vesicle-mediated transport; intracellular protein transport
Cellular component (GO): ER to Golgi transport vesicle membrane; Golgi apparatus; SNARE complex
Molecular function (GO): SNAP receptor activity; SNARE binding
Source: RefSeq, a predicted model, not a curated record
UCCGCCACAGCCACUUCCGGCAGGUCCGCUGCGUCAGUCUUCCCUCUGAAAGCAGGCGCCUGCAUCUGUUUACAGCUCGGGGGAACCCCAGCCGUUUCCCUGAACGUGCAGUGUGGGGAAGUGUUUUCGGUGAUCCCCGAGAGCAUGGAGGUUUUCGUAGUUCUUUAGGGGACAGUGAAAGUGACGUUUUUCCUUAGUUUCACUCUCGACGACUGAGUGGAAAAGAAAAGACGCAUCCCCCUCAGUUUCCGGGGGACAAGGAUUGCGAAGAACAACCAGGAAGCGACUGGGCUGGGAGGCGUCCCCGUCCCCGCUGUGCUGUGGAGGCUUCUCAGGGUCUCUGCGCUGAGGCCCGGCCCCCUUCGUGAGUUCUCUCGGAGCUAGACCCCGGCUCCGGCCGGCCAUUUCCGAGCUGCCAUGUCUUCCGACUUCGAAGGCUACGAACAGGACUUUGCAGUGCUCACUGCUGAGAUCACCAGCAAGAUUUCCAGGGUCCCUCGGCUCCCUCCCGAUGAGAAGAAGCAAAUGGUUGCCAACGUGGAGAAAGAGCUUGAAGAGGCCAGAGAAUUGCUUGAACAGAUGGAUUUGGAAGUCCGAGAAAUUCCACCGCAAAGUCGAGGAAUGUACAGCAACAGAAUGAGAAGCUACAAGCAGGAAAUGGGAAAGCUGGAGACAGACUUUAAAAGGUCACGGAUUGCCUACAGUGACGAAGUACGGAAUGAGCUCCUAGGGGAUGAUGGGAAUUCCUCCGAGAACCAGUUGAUAAAAUUACGUGAAGAGAGGGCACAUCUGCUGGAUAACACGGAGAGGCUGGAAAGGUCAUCGCGGAGACUAGAGGCUGGAUACCAGAUAGCAGUGGAGACCGAGCAAAUCGGCCAAGAGAUGUUGGAAAACCUUAGUCAUGACAGAGAAAAGAUACAGCGGGCACGUGAGCGACUCCGGGAAACAGAUGCAAACUUGGGGAAAAGCUCCAGAAUCCUGACAGGGAUGUUGCGAAGGUAAGAGCCAGAAUCAUCCAGAACCGCAUCCUGCUCGUCAUCUUGGGGAUCAUCGUGGUCAUCACCAUCCUGACCGCCAUCACUUUCUUUGUCAAAGGGCACUGAUGCAUCUGCUCUCCCUUGAUAAACAGUGAUCUUGUCUUGUUCGGAGUAAUUAAGACAAAACGGUCACAUGAAUCAUUCUGUUGUGUUGACAGGCCCCGGGUGACCCUCUGUCCCUCCCUUGCCACUGUUGAGCUGGAGCACAGAGAGUGUAAAGAUGUUUCUGUCCCCAUCUGCAUGUGGGUUGAUUUCCUUUCUGAGGUUGGUCUUUGCCCAGAUUUGUCGGGUUUUUUAAUAGGUAAAGGUGAAUACUUAUUUGCCUUUAGGUAACUUCAUCUGCUGUCCAAAAUAGCUUUGGUGACAUUCUUCCUUGCCUUGUGGACAUGCCUGGGGUCAUGGCUGGAGAGAGGACAUGAUGACUCAGGCACAGAAGCCUCUUUGUGUCACGUACCUCUCUUUACCAGAAAGGUUUCUGUGAUGUCCAUGGAUAACAUGCCAGAAAAAUCAGAGGCCAGCGCCCGUGAUCAGUUCCAGAGGUCAGCCCCAUCCUUCCUGGCAUAGUGCGCACAGCCAUCUUGCCCAGACAACUUUAUUGCAAAGAAGAAGAUUCACUGUCAGUUGCACAAGAAAUUGACUUAGCACUUUCCGUAGCUUUUUAGUAUGUGUGUGUGCGUAUACGUGUGUGUGUGUGUGUGUGUGUGUGUGUGUGUGUAUUCACAAGGAAGAAUAUUUACUCACCUUCCCCAAAUGCCAUAGUUUCCAGACUCUGCCGGCAAUGUGAGAACUGGCACAGUAUUUAAUUGUGACCUCCUCUUCCCUGCCUGUGUAAGCAUUUCUGUAUCUUCUCUGCUUUAAUAUGUGCUCAGUCAGCGGCCAUCCUCCCUCGUUCAUGCAGAUGGUCUGAGAAGGUUCUGUCCACCUCCCAUCCAGCAUGAGGAUUUCAGAGAGCGUGAGCAGGACUCCUCCGCUGUGGGCAUUUAGCCUGUGGUGAUGAAAUGGGAGAGCGCUGUAGGACAGUCCACUAGGCAGACCUUGGUGGGAAGUGUCCCCUCACCUCCUCCCGCAGUGUCGAACUGCUCGGGUUUUCCCAACGACCAUCAGCAAAGCCCUCCUGGGUUCUCUCUACAUUCAGACCUCUGUCACACUCCGUGACUUUCUUCCCUCUCUUUCUGCCUGAGGUAAUGGGAAUUGUGAGUCCAUUUGUGAUCAGGCCUAAAUGUUGCCCAAGCUGAGGUCGUUUUCCCUCCAGUCAUGAGCAAAAUGUGUUUUUCUUAAGACUUCAUAGGCAUUUACAGGUCUGUACUAUUGUUUUUAAUAUAAUUGGAAGCUUUGAAUUUUUGAAAAGCAAGUCUUUUCAUAAAAGAUGCUAACCACCUAUACUCAUGGAGCAAGAUCAUACUAUAUUUGAUCUCCCACCACACACACACACACACACACACACACACACACACACUCAUACUCCAAAGAGAACCAUUAUAGAGUAGACAGGAAAUACAAAAUCCACCAGAGAAAUUGUGCUUGUGUAAACAGGCUGGGGCCUGUAUGUGUUCAGAUACAUCAUUUAUUAUUGUGUAAAUAAAGGUGUAGUGUCUGUGUCGGAAGGGUGGGAUUUUGGGCGACCAAAGUGGUACAGCCGUGGAGAAGGGCCGGAAGCUGUGCUGACUCUUCUGCCAGCUAAAGGGACCAGCUCAGAAUCAAGAAACUUUGAUUCUGAUCACUGAAUUCUGGGCAGCCUAAAUGUAAGAAAGAACCCAUUAAAAGCACGGAGACAACCCACCAGUCUCUGCUGAUGCUGGUGAAGUAGACCGAUGGCUCUGGUGGCCUCCAGAAAUGGGGUUCCUCAGUUAAGGGUAUUCCGAGUUCUAAGCUGUCUUUCCCACCUGCCCCCACCUUCCAGUCCCCUUCUUCCCAAGGCCACCUAACAAGCAGGGUGGAGCCGAGCACGGGCACUUGCUGGCCCCGAAGCAUUUCACUGAAGCCUGCCUUGUUCGUGCAGAAGCAGAAGACCCGAGAAGCAGGCAUUUGCUGUUCACCUCUCACUGGCUUUCUCUGCCAAGUUCCCUUUUGCUGCUGCCAGUGAUUUGGGAGUGGAAACCUGUGAACAUACAACCUUGGACCCAGCAGCUCCAUCACAUCCUGACCAGCUCUGUCCUCCUGGCGCCAUGGGAAGAAUUGGGGCUGGGGCUGUACUCCCCUCCCUCCCUCCCCCUCCAGGCCAGGAAGAGUGUGUGAACAUGGAACAGGUGCCUGUGUGUGGAAGGUUCUAGGUUCCUAUUCUGUAGACUUCAGUUGUUGAAUAUUUCUGAAGUUGGGAGCCUUUGUUUCCGAGUGUGUGGGAGGUAGGGGAGGAUGGCUGACAGCACGGAGGAAGAGGAGGAGGAAGCCCUCGCCAUAUAAAAUUCAUGCAGACUAAACAGUUUCUGGGACAGUAUAAAUAAAGCGGAUGCAACCUCGCUCCAGAAUCAAAAGCAAUUUAAUUAAAGUCUCUUAAGUUGUAAAGAGUUUUAAAUGUUCCGUGUUGAAGGCGGAUGCCUGCAGAUGCACUGGGCCUGACGUCAGUGGCCAGGCCUGGGCUGGGAGGCCAUUUGCUAUUCUGUUUCAGGCAGGCUGGAUUGUCUUAUUUUGGAACCAGCUUGGUGGGGGGUUUGCUUUGCUACUGCUUCUGAGCCCUGAGCUUCAAAGACUGAAAUUAAUGGCGAACAAAAUUGUGCGGCUCUGGCCGUCCCAUGCGGGGCAUGCCCGUUGAGGGUUAUCAUUAAGUAAAGAAAUAAAGAGGGGGGAAGCCUGCCUGCUCCAAAAACCUCAUCAGAUAAUGACCUCAGUGAUUGGGUUUUCAUUACCAAACAGCAUCCAGAGAUUAUCAACUCGUGGAAGAAGGGAGGAGGGAAAGAAAGGAAGAGGCAAGCACUGCCUUUCUCUCUCUCUCUCUCUCUCUCUCUCUCUCUCUGCACAUCUUUUCUUUAAAACUGUCAGAUCAUUUCAGUAUUUCAAAUCCGAGGAAAACAGCCUGCCUGCUGCUGUAUUUGAAGUUGUAAUGGUGUCAAAAAGUCACGACUGACUGACAGCCGUCAGUCCCAGAGGGGCUCAUUAAAUCAUAAAAACUUGACAAGGAAAUAAUUGCGCAUGGCCAGCGACUUGGCGCCUGUUUAGACGGUUUUAUUGUCUUUCAUUAUCGGUCCCCGCCAUUACGUUCAUUAACAAAUUGCAUUAAACAACUGUUAAGGGCUAA